Aspergillus nomiae NRRL 13137 is the source of this 1212-nucleotide messenger RNA. Its product is annotated as cholinesterase. The record is from RefSeq and is a predicted model, not a curated record. The transcript is spliced from 4 exons. Bases 1 to 1212 code for a protein of 403 amino acids. Lineage: Eukaryota; Fungi; Ascomycota; Eurotiomycetes; Eurotiales; Aspergillaceae.
AUGAACGCUUUUACCUCAUCAAACAAUAACAGUCACAGUGAGGACUGUUUGACCCUAAAUGUCUGGAGCAAGAAGGCAGACAAUUACACCUUAAAGCCUGUUUUAGUUCAUUUCCAUGGCGGGAGAUGGACGUCCGGAACAACCAAUACUCCUUUUUACCAGGGAGCAAACUUUGCCUAUGCGGAGGAUAUUGUUGUUAUCACUGCGACAUACCGAAUGAAUGUUUUUGGUUUUCCUGGUAUCCCUGGGAAGCAGUCCAAUCUCGGACUUCUCGACCAGCGAAAGGCAUUGGAGUGGGUACGGGACAAUAUUCAGGCAUUCGGCGGUGACCCCAGUCGAAUUGUAAUGUCUGGGCAGUCUUGCGGUGGCGCUGCCGCCGAUUUUUGGGCAUAUUCAUAUCGUGACGACCCUGUCGUGGCUGGCCUCAUUUCGCAUUCGGGAACGGCCGACAGCUUCCCAGCUAACUCCCCAGAACUAUCCACACAGCACUGGGAGGAACUCACUUCGUUGAUGGGAUGUAAUUCAGGUGAUGUGCUUGGGUGCAUGAAGAGGCAGAGUGCAACAGCAUUAUUAGCUGCAUCGGGCAAGAUCAAGCCUCCUACAACCAGUAGUGCAGCCCGAACGCAGCCCGCCUUCCAGCCCACUGUGGACAAUAUCACGGUUUUCAGUGACUACGGACUGCUUGCAAGGGCAGGAAGAUUUGCACACCUUCCAUAUCUUGCUGGACACAACCACAAUGAGGCUGGUUUCUAUAAGAUCUCAGCGUGGGCCAAAGGAUCUACAUUGCCUGAGUCGGAAUGGCAAGCGUUCAACAAGGAGACCUUCACAUGCCCUACUGAUGAUGCAGUCAUGGCUCGGAUACGCGCGGGUGUUCCUGCCUGGCGCUUCAGUUACUUUGCCGACUGGAACAACACCCGUUUGUACCCAACUAGCGGGGCUUAUCAUGGAGUGGAGUUGAACAUGAUUUUUGGCAACUCUCAAGCCGUAACUAACAUCUCGGAAAGCACCCACCAGGUGAAACUACGCAGAAGGAUGCAGCAUGCUUGGGCUGCCUUCGUCGCUGACCCCCACCACGGUUUGGAGAAACUAGGAUGGCCCCGUUUCUCUCUGACUGGGACUACAUUGAUCGCUUUGGGUGAAGAGAACAAACCAGGUGCAAGAUUUGUAGAUCCCGGCUUAUACAAUGUUGGUUGUUGGAACGACACGGCUUAA